Molecule: messenger RNA, 5223 nt
Organism: Stylophora pistillata
Lineage: Eukaryota; Metazoa; Cnidaria; Anthozoa; Scleractinia; Pocilloporidae
Molecular function (GO): carbohydrate binding
Source: RefSeq, a predicted model, not a curated record
AUGCCUAACCUCAGAUUUCUUGUGGCGCUUUUGUUUGGACUUUUUUUGGCUGCUGACAUCCAACCGUCCUCUUCGAUGCCAAUAGAGGGAGACAAAAAUAGUGACAAAUACGCAGCGAUCUACGACUUAAUAGCUCAAAGGUUACAGAACUUGAGCCAAGUAGAUCAAGGAAGUGAUCAAAAUACUCGAAGGACAUUUAUUCCUGAGGCAAAGGAAAUAAAUCCUGGGGUAAGUUUAGUUGCGCGGAACCAAUCUGAUUUAAACAGCACAACAGUUCCGUCACAGAUCAUUGAUCACAAGGAGCAAACAAUAAACGAUCAAAACAAUCGACGAUCAUACGUUCCAGCGGUUGCUGGAUAUAUAGGUUACACGCUGGCGGGCAACCGUAUGGCGGGAAAUUCUCUCGCGGGAAAUCAACAAAUGACAAAUCGCCAAGUGGGAAACCAAAUGGAGAAAAACUUUUUCGAGAGGAACCGGCCAGCGGGAAAUCUGCCGCCAGGAAAACAAUCGGCGGGAGUUAUUACGGCGGGAGACCGACCUAAGAGUGAACAACUGGCGGGAAGUCAGGCAACGGGAAGUCUAUCAGCAGGGAACUCAUCGACAAGAGGUCAACCAGUGGUAAAUCCGUUGACAAGAAACUUGUCAAGUGGAAUUUUAUCCGCCUCUAGGGCAAAUGGAACAAACCAAACCUCUAGUUAUUUGACAAACCCAGGGACUACUGGUGCAUCUAUGUUUUCUACGUCGCUCAACGACGGUCGAAUCUCUAAAGAAGAUCAGAGUGGUAUCAUCACAAACUUUUACAGACAAAAAUUAAAUUUUGACCGUAAAAAUACAAUUUAUAGACCUCUACCUGGCCUCUACAGGUCAGGAAGUGUUGAUAAUUCUGGAAAAGUUUCAGACCAAUCCUCAGCCGUUCGAAAGGCAGAUAUUAGUCAACAAUCCUACCCGUACACUCGUAACCUUCAGAAUUAUCCAAAGCCCGGGGUUCAUAGCGAACUUACCUACCAACAGUAUUCUGGCUUCCCAUGGUACCCAAACUACCAACAACAAGGAUGGAGGCGUGGAUACACAGCAGGUCCUGGUUACCAAGUAAAUUAUCCGGGAAUGAUGCCUCAGAGUUUUUUUCCAGUCGUGAAAGACGUUCGCGACAGAGUCCCUGUACAUCGGGGGAAGAACUUGAAAGUGACAAGUCAUUCCCGCGAUAACGAUAAAACUAUAAAGAGGAUAUUUCAUGGUAUGCUGUCUCCUCAACCAUCUACGAUACAAAGUAAACUUCCUGAAAAACCUGUCAAAACUCUCACAAAGAACACAACUGCUAGCAAUCAGACCUCUCUCCUCCUCCCGAAUGAUGUUCCGAGUUCCGGCUCUGGAGGCUCGGGAUCUGGAUUUGACGAAUCUCUUGACAUGGAUGAUACCGCUGACCUAAGAGAUCCAGGGCUGGACUUUGACGAUACCACUGAUUUCAAAGAACCAGAGCCGGAGUUCAGUGGAAGCGGAAGCGGCUAUGACGAACAGAAUUUCAAAGAUGAUAUUUCCAAAGUUGCCUUCAUGUUAGCAGGCACUAAUAAUAACCCAAAUAUGCCUCCAUUUCCAGUGCCAGGCCUUCCCUUGAAUUUGACGCGACAACAAGCUAUUGAUAUUUACAAAUCAGCCUUGUACUUCGCUGGUCUGCUGCAAGGAGACGAAAGCAAUGAUAUUGACAAAGCAGCGUCAGGUGACGAGGCCGUAGACGAAGGUGCUGACGAAGACGACAGCGACGAUGACGACGCCACUUUAAGUGACAAUGAUGUUAAGGAAGCUCUUGCUGCUUCAAGCGGGGAACUAAUCGCUAGUGGCCAGGAAAUCAGUGACGCAGAAGCAUCUGGAAGCGACUCAGAGUCACCAGUGGAAAAAACACAGAGUAAAGACAAUGAGGCGGUCCAAGGAGAUGAUGAGGCACUGAAAAUUGAUUCAGAGAAACUUGCCAGCGAGCCUCAAAAGGAAACUAACGAGGCCCAAGCAGCUGACAACAAUUCUCAAAAAGCUGAUAAUGACAAUGCUAAAGAUGAAGAAGAUGAACAGAAGGGACAAAGUGAGCAAGAACAACCUGAAACAGUCGAGGACAUUGAUGCAGACAUACCCCCACCACUUGAUAGUGACGCACAAAGAAGCGAUUCCACUGCACAAGGGAGUGAAAAGCCCCCAGUAGACGAGACCAAGCAAGUGGCUGAGGUUCAGUCAAAGUAUGCUGCAGACCAACAACAAGAGAAAGCCUUGUCCUAUCUUUCCAACGCUCGUCAAAGUGGAGUCUUUCCCUCACCAUCUCAAAGAGCCAUCAUAUGCAAAGACACGAUACAGAAAAUAGCCUGCCCGCCCGAACAGAGAAUAAGAGUCUUAAAUGCUGACUUUGGUGACAUGGGUGAUGUCGGCUGCCUAAAAGAAAACAAUCCGAUGCCAGUAGGAUUCUGCCGCACCCCUGGAACUUACGAAAGAGUGAAGAAACGCUGUGAUGGUUUAGAGGACUGUGAUUUGGCUGCCAGUAAUGAUUGGUUUGGCGAUGCGUGCCCGGAUGCUAAUAAGUAUUUGGAUGUCAACUAUGACUGCGUGAACAAUCCGGUGCCUUACCCGGCCCCUCCUGCGGCGGGAUUCACUCAAGCUAGUUUCCAGCUCGCUCCGCAGUAUCCCCCUUCAGCUCCAGUCGCCUAUGCCCCAGCUCCUUAUGCACAGCCUCCCCCGGCAUAUGUCCCUGGUAUGGGAAUCCCGGAUCUCAUGUCAUCAAGUCCUUACAUGGCUCCACCAGACCCGUGUAGUCCGUGUAACACGUGUGCACAAUGCUCGUUACCAGUCUGCAGCCCCUGUACUCAGACCUGUCAACCGCUGACCUGCGCUCCUCGCAUCCCAGCUCGUUUGCAGCCUUUGUGGCAACAGUGGAACGAAAGGACGGCAGACAUGAGUCGAAUGGAAAUGGCAGCUCUUAUUAUUUCGCCCCUUCCCAAACUCGCUGCUCCCACAAAAGCACCUGAAUCUGCGCAGGCGUCGGGUGGGGUUGAAGGCUCUGAGUCUGCGUCUGGGGAAACAACCUCUGACCUUGAUGAGGACGCUCUUUAUGAUGCUAGUAAGAGGUCUAAAAUUCAGCGGGUGAAAUCACAACCAGAAGCGAAGAAAGCAAGUCUGACCGAGCAUAAGAAAACUACCAAGGAUAAUAGCGAGCAGGGGUUUCUGCGAAGCAGUGAUCUGCUGGUUUCGUCGGGAGAUGCAGGCAGUGGCUCAUCUUCUUGAAGUACGAGGAUAAAAUGGUUGCAGAAAAGUAACUAGGAAUGUUGUGUGACACUAAAGUGAAACCCCAUUGUGUGAGUUGAUUUUAGAGAACAUUUUUUUAAGUCAUGAAAAUAAUUCGGGAGGAACGCAGCAGCGAGAAGAUUAGGAUUUAAACGGAUUUCCGAGAUGUCCUCAAAAAGGUGCAAGCUUGCAAUGACAACAAGAACUUCGAGUUAACAAUGUUUUGGAAUAGUGGUACUGAGUUAAUUACAGAUCGAAUGAUUAUUUAUUCCCCCCGAAUCUUUUUGGCUCACUAGCCACUUUCUCCCACCAUUUUUGGUAGUUAUUUGUAGGCAUCUGUAGGACAUACUGUCCAGUAGUCAAUAGUAACUGAUUCUGUCGGCGAAGGCAGUUUUCUAAUCUUUAUAUGGGCUGUCGUGUGCGAUCCAAAUAAGGAAGAAUACUUUGAAAUUUCACACCUGACAGGAGAAAGGUCCAACUGGACUGAAUCCACCAUCUGAGAUAUUGUUCUAAAGUCACGUCUUCUUGAUUAUCCUCGGACUCUGUCGUUUUUCGUUGAUCCCUGGGGAGAUACUACAUUAACCAACCAUGUGUCGCAACUUUUUCUUAAGUGGUUUUUCGAUGCAGUGAUUUUGGUUCUUCUCCAAAACGUUCAAGUGACGCCCUUGAAACGUGCAGCAUGAUUCCUAGGAUAACAGAUACAUUGAAUCUAAAAAUAACUCGAGGGAGUAAACUCAAUAUUAAGGUUUUCUUAGCCUCCUAGUCCGAUGUUCUUCCAGGGAAAUCCUCAGAGAUCAAUAGCUUUCAAUGUAAGGCUCAGUUUUGAAGUGAAGAGAACUAAGCGAUACAGGUAAACAUUUAACGACAUCCUGUCAAGUCUUAUCGAAACAAAAAUCCAAGUAAGUGGUGCUUUUAAUUCAAAUAUUCCCUUAACGCCACUUUAUCCAUAUUCCAAUAGAGCCUUUAGAUUUACACCAUAGAGACAUAUUUUUGUACAAGAAGGUUCAAAUGUAAUGACAACGUCAACGGUUGGCUAAACUGCUGAAAUUUUAUUUAAAUAGUACAAUACUGUCUAAUUUAAUUUAAUUUAAUUUUCGUGUAGGCAAAAGUCUUGUACAUACAUAUAAUGAGGUCAUAAAAAUAUUAGUCGGAAAACUAUAUUUUUAAUAAUAAAAAAUUAAUAAAAUGUCUUUAGGCCUUGUUAUCGUGGUCAGCAUGGUUUUAAGAUUCAAUGAGGGAGUAAUUUAAGUAAUUAUUCCAACAUCAUAUGAGGCCUGCAUCAGACUUAUUGUUAUUUAUCUGUUAGUGUAACUUUUUUUCACAAGAGGAAGUUCGUAUUCAUAAUUACUUCUACGAAUAUGUUCAGAGCACUUUUCAUUGAGUGAGGAAAGUAAUCGAAUAUUGUAGGAAAUAGACAACUUGCGUAUCAUACUUGCUACUACUACGACUAUAAAAAUACUGUUACUACUAUCAUACUUGCUACUACUACGACCUUAUGGAAAUAAUCUAAUAUUACUUUGAUUCGUUUUAUUUCGUUAUGAGAUUAGUUCAGAAAACUUGUGCCACUUUAAUUUCUCGACCAAUCAGAUUUAAACUAAAAUCAAUGGCAACUUGCAAUUGGUCACUCCCUUCAGGCAGUUUGCUUGUUUUUCGAGUUGUCAUUGGCUUCUGGUGAAAUUUCUCCUGCUGUGAUUGGCCGUGGGAUGACGUUGGAUUUAGUUUUACGACACUUAGUCGAAAAGCCCUCUAUUAUUGCUUGUGUCCCCAGGACAGCGGCUUGUUUAUCUAAAACCCUUUACCUUUGUCACUGGUACCUUAAACAUUCGAACAGUACCUGGUUUUGCAGUGGGCGUAGUACAUAGCGUAACGUCCGUCACUUCUGGGGCAUGUGGGAUCGACGUUUCAUCUUUUCUUACUUUAAUUUUUUUCACAGGACAUAACAAAUAAAAAUGGAGGAACUGUGGA